AUGAGAGCUCUUUUGACAAUAUGUUUAGUGGCUGCUGUAUUUGCUGCAGAUGCAAACAAAUUCGCUGUUUUACUAUAAACAGGAACAAGAGGAAAUGAUGCAGUCGAAUCAGUAUACAAUCUUUUGAGAGAUCUCAAAACAGAAAACGUUAAUGUUUAAGCUGCUGCAGACAAGAAGAACAACACAGAUGAAGAAAUCUUCACUUAAGUGAUUGGUGAUUUGACAAAUGUUGCCUCACUCAAUAAACAAUAAUGGGAAUCACUUGGAGCAGUUAGAGGUGAUGUUGAAGCUUAAAUUAGAGAUGGAUAUUAAUGGUUAUCAUGGGCUGAAUCAAGACUUGCUGAGAUUGAAAGAAGAAAUGCUUAACUUUAAGAUUAAAGAUGUUGGGCCAAUGGACUUUUUGUCAAGUCUCUUGCUGAUCAUGCUGAUGCUAUUGGUGUUGUCUAACUUUUAGAAUAAGAUGUUGCUGGUUUUCUCACAAACAACGCUGGAGUUGAACUUGUUGAAAAGGCUGAAACCAUUGCUGACAAAUUAUCUGCAUAUAGUCACCUUUUCUAAUAAGAUGCCCUUUAAAAAUUCCAAUCCCUUGCUGAAGUGAAAAGAGAUGGAACAACUGGAGAAUAAGUCCUUUAAAUCUUAUAAGACUUAUAAGCCGAAUUAGAAUCUACUCUUGCAACACUCUAAGAGUAAGAAAUCCAUGCUGCCUUUGCUCUUGCCAAAUACGUUUCAGAUACAAAUGCUGAAGUUGCCUGGUUGAACUCAGAACAUGAAAGAAGAACAGGCCUUGUUGAAAAAUUAGAAACUUAACUCCCAGCUGUUCUUGCCUAAUAAGCCAAAGCUCUUAAAUUAUGGAAAGAUUCUUUAAAUGCAGUUGCCGGUGCCACUGCCGAUUUGGAAGAAAAGAGAGAAUUCUAUGCCUCUGAAACUGCUAGAAGAUAAGAGGAAAACGCUAUCAUCGAUGUUGUUAUACAACUCUUUAAAGAUCAAGUUAGAUCAUUGGCUUCAUAAACUUCUCUCAAGAGAAAGUGAUCUGUUCACAUUAAUAUAAUAAUAUAAACAAAUUCAUUUUUCAA
This is a messenger RNA of Paramecium tetraurelia, 1073 nucleotides long. RefSeq lists its product as uncharacterized. The transcript has 5 exons. The record is from RefSeq and is a predicted model, not a curated record. Lineage: Eukaryota; Ciliophora; Oligohymenophorea; Peniculida; Parameciidae.